Xyrichtys novacula (pearly razorfish) is the source of this 4901-nucleotide messenger RNA. NCBI's taxonomy places the organism in Eukaryota, Metazoa, Chordata, Actinopteri, Labriformes, Labridae. The record is from the annotation of a GenBank genome assembly.
CUUAUCAAUGUCAGCGCUGCAGCGAUAGCAGCUUCCCAUCCUCUUCCAUUCAUGGGUGUGCUCUGCAGAAAACAACCUGCACAGACGCAGGAAAAAAAAGAGUAAGUAGGUUAGGGGUAAGUGGACUGUGGAGGCUCAUUCUCGGUAUGACCCACCUCUCAGGAAAGACAGACGCACACAGUCCGACAGCUGCCUCCUCCUCUCUCUGUGGUCACUUCCCCCUUAAAGUGUGGGAGAGGAGCAGCCUCAUGCUUGGUCUCUCUGUCUUGCAUCGUCUGGUGAGGAAUUAAGAGGUUGCUGUGGCGAACUUGAGGAUAAAAAAGAAGCUUCUUUUGGUGCACUUUGAAACAUACUUUUGGAUAUGACAUGCAGGGGAAAAGGCUUGGAGAUAUCAGGAGAGUGAUACGAAGCUUUCAUACAUGACUGGACUGCUCAGAUCAAGGUAAAAAUAUGUAUUUUUUGUACAUUAUUCAAAGUAGAUCUGUUUUUAAUUCUUGGAUUCAUGUUUUCAAAUCAUGAAUCACAAUCUCGAACCCUCAAGUGAAGCAUUUUUGAUAAAUAUAUGAAUAUAAAUCCACCGUAUCCUGCUAUAACUCUGCUCAGUCUGUGUGUGUAACGUUUAAAGACCCUUUAAAAAGAGUAAUUGUUGAAACUAAAGCAGGACUUUGAUACCAUUAAAUCCUCUUUAUUUAACUUGCUGGUUGUAAAUUGUAUGUAAUGUAUGUGGACACCAGGCAUACAGCUAUGUUGCAAUGUUUAUCUUUACCACCCUUAUCUUACAGUUGAAAUAUGAUAAAUCCCAGUGUGUUGUGCAGUUACAGGACAGGUGUAUCAAAUAUGCAGAGGGUUCAAUUCUCUCUUGGACUUUCUAAAAGGAUAACAAACACAAAGGAAGGUGUAACGCAUGAGUCCCAGCUGAUGAAUUAUUGAACAGCCGCAGCCUCACGUCCAUUACCAUGUGCUCUUAUCUGAUAGCAACAAAGAGGUUACAUCAGGCCCGACGGUCAAGGCGAUGACAGGAAGGAUGACGGCGUCUUAAACUUGAUGUGUUGUAACCGUCGUCCUCGCGUCUGCGGCUUUUCAAGAUUAAGAAACUCUGAAUUUUGUUGUCUGUUCAAGAAGAGUUUGGCGAGUUCGCUGGGAAGGACAACCGAACUGGAGAUGACCUUUCAAAGUAUUUUUGGCACCAAGAUAUGACGUAGUUUUAGGGUCUGGGUUUUCCUGACAAAAACUGAUGAGACUUAUCUUGAAUUUUAAGAACUGAAAGAUGAGUUCAUUUCAGGAAAAUACAAAAACUUUUGACCAUCUCUGAAGGGACGUGCUAUCGUCAUUCAUCAAACACUCAUGUUUGGUUAUAAUCCCAACGUAUUGUCGAAUUUUCUGUGUUUGAAGUUAAUUUCCUCAAAGUUUCGUUCAUAAUCUUGCUCCAUCUUUCCUUUUUUCCACUCUUAAGCGAUCUGACGGUCUGGUCAAAAUCUUUUGGCUUAUUUGAGAUUAAACACAACGUCCUCUUGGCCACGUGUGUCUUAUCUUUGAGUUACUUCCUUUAUUAGUCAGUGAGUGGAGUUUGAGUGAAUACAAUUCUUAUUAAUCUGUUUAAAAGUGGCGUCCAUAACAGUGAGUACAUCUUCAUCUUGUUUAACGUCUUAGGUAUACCUCGUCCUGCGUGGAUAUUUGUCAUAUCUUUCCUGGUGGUUUGAAUCCACAACCUAUUUACAGUAAUCGACUUUACUCUGUUUCCUGCUUUAUUUUCCCACAAACCUCGUUUCUCAUCUAUAAUGUGUUUCCUCUGCUGUUUGUCGAGCCUGUUUCUGCACGCUGAGCGAUAUAAAACAACCACAGGUUCAGAAAAGUCAGCGAAAAUGAGUCACUUGAGACCUUAAACCUGGACUUUUAAGCUCCCUCCGUCUGUUCUAACAAGAUUUCUGCUCCUCUUCUUCAGGGCUGAUGGACCUUGAUGGGAGUGGACUGGGUCCUCAGAUGGGAGGUAAUCUGCAGAUUUCACAAAAGAUGGAAGGCAACGACUCCUUGGUUUUGCUCUCCGGGGAGCGACUGAUCUACGCGAUCACCAUCCCGCUGUCCACCUCCAUCAUCCUCGCCAACCUCGUGAUCAUCUUGGGUAUCGCUUGGAACCGCCAGCUCCACAACACGCCAAACUACUUCUUCCUCAGCCUGCUGGUGGCGGAUUUGUGCACAGGCGUGGCGUUACCGUUUAUCCCUUUAAUGGGUCUGAACCGGGAGUUGAGUUUGAACUCCUGCAUGGUGGCUCACAUUUUCCCAAACUUCCUGUUUUUGGCGUUUCUUUUCAACCUCGUGAUGGUGCACUACGAGCGCUACAUCUGCAUCGUGGACCCUUUGCAUUACAACAACCUGUGGAUGCAUCGAAGUUUUCCUUUGGCGCUGCUCACCGCUUGGGCGCCACCGCUUCUGUACGCAUCGCUACCUGCGUUUGGGUGGAAUAACUGGACCGGUCCGGACUGGAACAGCUGCUGCGCGGGAAGCCAAAAGGUUACGCCACUUUCGAACUGCUCGACAAACGGCACCACCUGCUGCUCGUACAGAAGAGUAUUCCCGAACGCUUUUAUCUACCUAGAAGUAUACGGACUGGUCUUACCUGCGAUCCUCACCAUCGCUUGCAUGACAGGACGAGUUUUGUGGAUCACCAGAGGCCAGCUGAAAGACAUCUGUCGCCUCCAUCGAUCCGUCGAACGUGGAGCUCAAGCCUCAGAUCGAGAGCAUCGGCUGAACCUGCGCUACACCCGUUGCGUCGUAGCGGUAUCGCUGACGUUCCUCGCGUGCUGGGUCCCCUACCUCAUUUACAUGCACGUCUGUAUCGCGUUCUUGAUCAGUGACACCAAAUGGAGCUCCACCACUCAUAUCGUCCUGUCAUGCACUGGUAUUGGAAGCAUGGCGGUGGUGCCGCUAGUCCUUGGCUUGGCCAACAAGCAGUACACGGAACCUGCGUACAAACUACUCCAGAAACUACGAGACCGAUGGAGGCGGAAGACGCAGGAACCAGAUGAAGUGGCCGUCUGAGGGGACUGAAUUCAAAUAUUUAUGAAGAUGAUGUAAAUAAGAUUGACAGACUGCAUGUGCAAUGUUUAUUGAUGAAGGCCACAAGGGGGGGCUAUCCAACUCAAACAAGAUAAAUUUACGCUGAUUCUCUCACUAUUUAUUAAUAAAUAGUUCCCAUAAAAGGCUACUAUGCGAUUUGAAACAGUUAUGUCAGUCUAUAGUUUUUCACUUCUAAGAAUUGGCCGCCAUUUUUUCCGUAGUUUAACUGACAAAAUUAGCUAGCUGGUGUGACUGAAAGCUGAUCUUUCGCUCUGGUUCUUAAUAAUUUAUGGCGUUUGAGGUGGGGUAGGCAGGAUUCUGUUAAAGAAGCACCUUUUUUUGUGGUGUAUAUACAAUAAAACUUUAAAUAUCAGUCAAUAGCUAUUAGUUAUUGAUGACAUUUGAUAACAUAACGAUAUCGCUGUGUUUUGUUAUGUCUGUUAUGUCUGAGGGGAGAGGAGGAGCAGAGGGGAAAACUGGUUGGGAGGGGUAGAGUUUACAUUCAAGAUUUCUCCUAAAAACUGUCACUUCCUCAGAUCCUGAUGACCCCACCUUUAACUCAAAAGGUAUUUAAGCACCAUGAAGUUAUUGGUCACAGUCUUAAAUAGAAAAGGCGAGGAGAACGCACCAUUACGAACCGGACAAUAAUCGAGCGAAUUUGAUGGGCUGUUACAAGGUUGUGUAUUUUAUAAUAGCUUUAAGUUUCACAUGUUGAUCAAUUUUUGGUGUCAAAUGUUUUCAUGUUGAAUUUUACUCUGAGCUUAUUUCUUUUAAAAGCACCUUCCCAACGCUCUCGCUAGGAACCAGUGACUGCGUAGAUGACUUCGCCCAAAACAGACGAUCAAAACCUGGUAUUAGUUACUCAAGCGGAGAGGGGAAAUGUGUAUCAGUUUAGAGAAGGUGAUGUUUGGUGUCGUGGUGCGUUUCAUUGAAUUGUAGUGUGAGUUUGAUAAGAAAUCGACGCGGUCAACAUAGCCAAGCUAGAUCUAGAUGCUAACGUGAAGAUAACGAUGAAGAUGGCGAGGAGAGGUCUCAAAGGUGUAAAAAUUCACUUUUUUACAAGUUUAAGUGUGAAAACAUCCUGCUUUCAAAUGUAAAUCCUGCUUUAAUUAUAACCUUACAAAAGGUUAAUAAAACUCGCCUCAUAUCAGCGCUGUAUAUCCUAUAAAUGCACAAAGACAUAAAACAUACCUUCAUUUGUCUUUGUGGUGCCUGUAACUGCUCGUAGAUAUUCUCCAUCUGUCACCCACUCAGCUGCUGUGUUUACUCCUUUUCCCCCUCACUACUGUUUAUCUGCGCGCUGGUAUGCGAGCUGAAGAGGGGAUAGGGAUUCAUCCGAAGUCUGCGGUACAUCUGCAAGACAAGGAGAGAUUAGAGCCGAACAAGAAUAAAGACAGAAAAUACGACUUUUGUGUUAAAAUUAGUUUUUUGAUUUAAUGUUUUAUUUGCUGUAUAGAUUUAUUCAAAAUACAUUUCCAUCAAACAGACGGUGUCAUGCUAUUUUCCCCGUGUGACACAGUGGGUUAUGAAGACACUUUACGUGGGUGGAAAGGAGACAGACGGUAAAUGUUAAUCACAUUAAGGUGCAAACAAGGUACAAAACGUUACAGGACAUGAGGAGAAAGAGGAGAUCUUCAUAAGGUCACUGUCUGCACGUCUUUUGUUCCAGUACUUUUCCACACUGUCUGGCUGCGUAACAACCUUUCUGUAUCUGGUGGUGAAACUUUUAUACUGUGAGCUAAAAUCUAUCUUUACUCAGGAUUAAAUUAGCUCAUGCUCAGAUAAUUUGACUUUAUGCGAGGUUUUAUUCCUAACUAAAAAUAUAAAUAUUUCCAUGAUUGUCCAAA